CGAUUUUUGUAACAGUACUAAAAACUGCUUACCCUUUUCAGUCUUCCCUGUGGUACUUGAAAAUCCGAAUAAUAAUAAAUUAAAUAAUAAUAAUAAAUUGGCCUGGGCGUUAACAAUGGUCUUCGCCUGCCAAAGGGACAGUUUCCAGAAAGAGUACACUUCUUCUGUCGUCUCUUGCACCCCGGCAGAGUUCAAAAAGCUGUCAAAUGGUAAAAAAGAAAAGAUCAAGUGUUAUGAGGUGGUUUUAAAAGACACGAUCCUCUUUCCUGAGGGAGGAGGACAGCCGUGUGAUUAUGGAACGAUUGAUGGCAUUCCAGUUGUACAUGUUCUAAGGCGAGGGCAGGACGCGGUGCAUAUCGUAGAGUUCCCGCUGCAAGAGGGCCAAGAUGUGAAGCAGGUCGUCGACUGGGAGCGCCGUCUCGAUCACAUGCAACAGCAUUCCGGACAACAUUUGAUCACCGCACUUGCUGACAUCAUGUUCGGCUAUGCCACUACGUCCUGGUCCCUCGGUGCAGAAACCUCAUUCAUCGAACUAGACACACCGGAGAUGACAGAAGAGCAAAUCAAACAACUGGAGGAUGCUGUGAAUGAAAAAAUACGAAAUGGCGUCCCUGUUACGGUCAGCAUACUCGAUGAGAAUGACAUCGAGCUGAACCAGACAAGGACGCGCGGCCUUCCUAAAGACCACAAAGGCAGCGUGAGAAUAAUCACGAUAAAAGAUAUCGAGGCGAACAUGUGCUGCGGCACUCAUGUCUCCAACCUGAGCCAGCUUCAGGCGAUAAAACUCCUUGGGGCGGAGAAGGGUAAAAAGGGGAAGACAAAUUUGCAAUUUCUAGUCGGAUGCCGUGUCUUAAAAUCGCACGGCAAGAUGUACAAAAAGGAGCUGGACUUCAACUUAUUACUUAAGUGUAAUCCAGAUUCACAUAAAGAAAUGAUCAAUAAACUCCUAGCAACAAAUAAGACAUUAGCAAAGAGGGUGCAGAACCUGUUGAAAGAAGUUGCAAGCUUUGAAAUCAGGCUGUUCAAAGCUAAGGAUCCAAGGCCAAAAUAUUUUAUACAUCACAAGCCAGGAGGUGAUAUGGACUAUAUGUAUUUUGUCGUAAGAGAAAUGGACGAUGCUGAUACGCUCCACCUCUUGACCAUAGGGGAGAAAGAAGGAGGGCACGUUUUGAUAGUUGGUCCGGAAGACACAGUCGAAAAGGCAGCUAAGAUAGUGUCAGAGAUCCUUGAAGCGAAAGGAAACAGGAAUGGGACGAGGUAUCAGGCCAAGGUCAAACGCCUAGAUCGGCUCGGCAAGCUGACAGAAAAAAUCUCGCAAAUUAUAAACUAAAUGUAAUAUAAAUUAUAAAUUAGAGCUUUACCAUUUUUUUUC
Molecule: messenger RNA, 1372 nt
Organism: Cimex lectularius (bed bug)
Lineage: Eukaryota; Metazoa; Arthropoda; Insecta; Hemiptera; Cimicidae
Product: alanyl-tRNA editing protein Aarsd1
Exons: 11
Coding region: 116-1330 (404 amino acids)
Biological process (GO): alanyl-tRNA aminoacylation; regulation of translational fidelity
Molecular function (GO): Ser-tRNA(Ala) deacylase activity; nucleic acid binding; alanine-tRNA ligase activity
Source: RefSeq, a predicted model, not a curated record